AUGAUUAGAUUAUUUUCAAAAUCUACUUUUUUUAAUGGAAUUAAUUUCACAAAAUCUAUUUCAUCACCUUCAGUUAGAUAUAUUUCAAAUAAUAGUCCAACAUCUGAAUCACCAAAGAUACUAGAAUACAAAAGAACUAGGGUUCAAGUAAUAAAUGCACAUAAUGAAAAAUUUAAAUUUUCAUUUAUUAAUUUAACCAAAGCAGCAAAUUUUUCAAAAACAAAACAUAAUCUAUCAAUUUCAGAUGCUCAAUUAUUAGGUAAAUUAAUGUCUGGUGUUUCAAUGUGUGCUUCAUUUUUAUCUGAUGAAGAAAGAAUCUCUGCUCAAAUUAUUUCUGAUAUUAAUCCAACUCAUAUAUAUGCAGAAGCAAUUCAUGUUGGAGAAGUUAGAGGAUUUUUAAUUAAUGGUGAUACACCAAGAUUGGAGACACCUGAUCAAGUUAUAAAUAGAAAAGGUAUUUUCCAAUUUUCAAAGAUAUUAUAUGGUCAUUUAAAACCAAUUCAAAGUGUUGUAGCUGUAGAGGAAAAAGAUUUAACAAUAACAAAAGAAUUUCAACAUUAUUUUGAUCAAUCUGAACAAAUUCCAUCAUUUAUUCAAUUAGAAACUAGAUUAAAAUCAAAUAAUAAUAAUAGUAAAAGUGAUAACAAUAAUAUUGUUAUUAAUGAUGAAAUUCAACAACAAAUUCAAAUACAAGAACAACAAGGACAAGGACAAGGACAAGGACAAGGACAACAAAUUAUAAAUAGUAAUAAUGAUGUAAUUGAUAAUGAUCAAUUAGAAUUUAAUGGUGGUAUUUUAAUUCAAACAUUACCAUCAACGACUGAUGAAGAAUUGGUUCAAUUGAAAAAUAAUAUUGAAAAGCAUUCAAUUGCAGAUUUAUUUUUAAAAGAAAAGAAAUCAAUCAAAGAGAUAUUAUCAAUCCUUACAAAUAAUGAUCCAUCAGUUGAGAUUAUUUCAACCAUUUUCGUAGAUUUCUAUUGUCGUUGUACUUUGAAAACUUUUAAAGAUAAAAUUCUAACUUUAGGCAUCAACGAAAUUAAACAUCUUGAAGAACAUAAUCAUAAUGAAUUAAAAUGUAUCUAUUGUAAUCGUUAUCAUUAUUUAAAGGAUACUGAUUUCAAAGAAAUGAUUAAUCAUUUAGAACAAGAUAAAGAACAAAAAUUAAAAGUUUUAAAAGAAAUGGAACAAGAACAAGAACAAGAAGUGCAACAACAAAAUAAUCAUACUGAAAAAAUAAAUGAUGAAACUAAAAAAGAAUAA
Messenger RNA from Dictyostelium discoideum AX4, 1260 nucleotides. RefSeq lists its product as hypothetical. NCBI's taxonomy places the organism in Eukaryota, Evosea, Eumycetozoa, Dictyosteliales, Dictyosteliaceae. The coding region runs from base 1 to 1260 and encodes 419 amino acids. The record is from RefSeq and is a predicted model, not a curated record. Gene Ontology annotation, cellular component: cytoplasm. The transcript is spliced from 3 exons. Gene Ontology annotation, biological process: protein folding.